This is a messenger RNA of Sciurus carolinensis (gray squirrel), 2667 nucleotides long. RefSeq names its product Bardet-Biedl syndrome 2 (gene Bbs2). Gene Ontology annotation, cellular component: ciliary basal body; membrane; neuron projection. Gene Ontology annotation, molecular function: protein binding. The coding region runs from base 131 to 2296 and encodes 721 amino acids. Gene Ontology annotation, biological process: non-motile cilium assembly. NCBI's taxonomy places the organism in Eukaryota, Metazoa, Chordata, Mammalia, Rodentia, Sciuridae. The record is from RefSeq and is a predicted model, not a curated record. The transcript has 17 exons.
GCGCGCAGCCGCAGGAGCGGGCGGCGGGGCGUGCGAGGUGGGUUCGGGCCCUUUCGUCUCCGGCCCGAGGCAACCCGGGCCGGGCGGGUCUUGUCCCCGCGCCCCACGUCCCGGAGCCGUCGCCGCCAUCAUGCUGCUGCCCGUGUUCACUCUGAAACUGCGCCACAAAAUCAGCCCCCGCAUGGUGGCCGUAGGGUGCUACGACGGGACUCACCCGUGCCUGGCGGCCGCCACGCAAGCGGGCAAGGUUUUCAUUCACAAUCCUCAUACACGGACCCAGAACUUCAUUGCAUCCCGAGCCCUCCAGAGCCCCCAAGAGUCUGAUGUUUCUCUUCUCAACAUUAACCAGGCAGUCAGCUGCCUGACUGCAGGACUGCUGAGCCCUGAGCUUGGCUGCGAUGCUCUUUUGGUGGGGACGCAGACGAAUCUUUUGGCUUACGAUGUCUAUAAUAAUUCAGAUUUGUUCUACAGAGAGGUAGCAGAUGGGGCAAAUGCCAUUGUGCUGGGGACAUUGGGGGACAUUUCCUCUCCUCUUGCCAUUAUUGGUGGAAACUGUGCUCUGCAAGGUUUUGAUCAUGAAGGAAAUGAUCUCUUUUGGACGGUUACUGGAGACAACGUUCAUUCCUUGGCCUUGUGUGACUUUGAUGGUGAUGGGAAGAAAGAGCUUCUUGUUGGAUCUGAGGAUUUUGACAUCCGAGUGUUUAAAGAAGAUGAGAUUGUGGCAGAAAUGACAGAAACAGAGAUAAUCACCUCUCUGUGUCCCAUGUAUGGCAGUCGAUUUGGUUAUGCCCUUUCCAAUGGCACAGUUGGAGUUUAUGACAAAACAGCUCGAUACUGGAGAAUAAAAUCCAAAAAUCAUGCCAUGAGUAUUCAUGCUUUUGAUCUUAAUUCUGAUGGAGUAUGUGAACUGAUAACUGGUUGGUCCAAUGGGAAGGUUGAUGCCCGAAGUGACCGAACUGGGGAGGUCAUCUUUAAAGACAACUUCUCUUCUGCCAUUGCUGGCGUGGUGGAGGGGGACUACCGGAUGGAUGGCCACGUACAGUUAAUCUGCUGCUCAGUGGAAGGGGAAAUCCGUGGCUACCUGCCAGGCACAGCUGAGAUGAGGGGAAACCUCAUGGACACCAGUGUAGAACAGGACCUGAUCCGAGAGCUGAGUCAAAAAAAGCAGAAUCUGUUGCUGGAACUCCGUAACUACGAGGAAAACGCCAAGGCUGAACUGAGCAGUCCACUGAAUGAGGCUGAUGGGCAAAGAGGCAUAAUCCCGGCCAACACCAAGCUCCACACUGCCCUGUCCGUCAAGCUGGGGACUGAGAAGCAAGCUGCUCAUGUGGAAUUGUGCAUUUCCACUUCAAAUGACACCAUCAUCCGAGCAGUAUUGAUUUUUGCAGAGGGAAUUUUUGUAGGUGAAAGCCAUGUGGUACAUCCCAGUGUUCACAAUCUUUCCAGCUCCAUCCGUGUCCCAGUUACACCUCCCAAGGAUGUCCCUGUGGAUCUGCACUUGAAAACCUUUGUGGGUUACAGAAGCAGCACCCAGUUCCAUGUAUUUGAAUUGACAAGACAGCUCCCUCGAUUCUCUAUGUAUGCGCUGACCAGCCCGGACAAUGCCAGUGAACCCCUCAGUUAUGUUAACUUUAUCAUUGCCGAACGGGCACAGAGGAUUGCUAUAUGGCUCAACCAGAACUUUCUGUUACCAGAAGACACUAACAUUCAGAAUGCUCCAUUUCAAGUGUGUUUCACAUCAUUAAGAAAUGGUGGCCAUCUCUACAUAAAAAUAAAACCUAGUGGAGAGAUCACAGUAAAUACCGAUGAUAUUGACUUAGCUGGUGAUAUCAUCCAGUCCAUGGCUUCAUUUUUUGCUGUUGAAGACCUUCAGGUAGAAGCAGAUUUUCCUGCCUACUUUGAGGAAUUACGAAAAGUGCUGGUUAAGGUGGAUGAAUAUCAUUCAGUGCACCAGAAGCUCAGUGCUGACAUGGCUGAUAAUUCCAAUCUGAUCCGAAGUUUGCUGGUCAGAGCUGAGGAUGCUCGUCUGAUGAGGAACAUGAAAACAAUGAAGAAUCGCUAUAUGGAACUCUAUGAUCUUAAUAAAGACUUGUUAAAUGGAUAUAAAAUUCGCUGUAAUAAUCACACAGAACUGCUUGGAAAUCUUAAAGCAGUAAAUCAAGCGAUUCAAAGAGCAGGGCGUCUGCGUGUUGGAAAACCAAAGAACCAAGUGAUCUCUGCUUGUCGGGAUGCUAUUCGAAGCAACAACAUCAACACACUGUUCAGAAUCAUGCGGGUGGGGACAGCUCCCUCAUAGAGAGGAGGAAACAGGGGGGAAGUUCCUGGACAAAGGUUUUUCCCUAAAAAUCUAGGCGGGUAUACUUUGGAUCACAUCCUGGUGAACCAGAGUGCUAAUGAUGAAAACAGCCUUGGUGAGUUAUACAGGCUAAGAAAAGGCACUAAUCUUGAGAACUGUACCUCCUUUCUGUUUUUAGAUUAGUGUUACUUGCUAGAACUAUGAAGAAUUGUGAGUACAUUUUAAAUGUCAGGACUUGAAAGUUCCAGUUUUUGUUCACGUUAAGUCAGUAUAUAAAUACAUGUUCUUUUCCCUUGAAAUUGUAAUUGAAUUUGUAAUUUUCAAAUAGAUUAUCUACUUUUUCAUUAAAAUUAAAAGGUACUGGACUUGGU